Vicia faba (fava bean) is the source of this 468-nucleotide messenger RNA. The record is from the annotation of a GenBank genome assembly. NCBI's taxonomy places the organism in Eukaryota, Viridiplantae, Streptophyta, Magnoliopsida, Fabales, Fabaceae.
AUGUAUGCCGAUGACGUUUCCGACGAAGCUUCCUCUAUUGAAUCCUUUCAAGAUGAUUUGCUUGGUGAAAUUGAAAAAGCAAUCGCUCUCAAAUGCAAAGAUUUCGUUAACCAAGGUCUUCUCAAACCUAAUCCCGCCAAAGAGGAUAUUAUCGAAGUCGUUCACGAAAAGCUUCAACCAUAUCAAGUCGACAAUUUAAAAGAAAUCAAGCGCCUCAAGGGAUUUAUAGUGAAUUAUGAUGAAACUCCGGGAGAUUUCACCGAAGAUGGUAAUUUAGGUUCUAAUUCUGAUUCUUUAUUUGAUUUAGCUUUUGAUAGUUUAAUGAAUAGUAAGAAAUCUAGAAUAGUUGAACCUAGGUUUCAAAUGACUUUAGUUGGGAUUUUAGAUGAGAGUAAAGUGGUUCCCGUUUCGGUUUACGAGAAUUUAGAAGUUAGAAUUAGUGGAAUUCAACAUGAUUCUAGGCUAUAA